AUGACAAGAGCAGAGCGAGAGAAGAGGGCACAGGCCACGGCCUACAGAUCAAUCCCAGAGAUUCUAAGAUCAAGUCCACGGGCAAAGCAUGGCAUAGCACAAGCAGACCUCAUCGACGACCCUCAGCCAGUCGUCAAGACUCCCACUGGCCCUGCGGCCCCCAUUUCGCGACCCGAUCUGUCGAUUCGCGUGACAAAUGCAGACACGCUCGAAGCAGCAUCACGUAUAUCGGAACGGCCGUAUGCAACACAAAAGAGAACGCUCGACGAUCUCAAAGGCAGCGAUGCCAGACCUACCGUUACCGUUCACAAUAUGGCUUCGCUUAGCCGCCCGGGUGGAGGAUUCUUGAACGGCUCGAAUAGUCAGGAAGAGUUUCUGUGCGCCCGGACAACACUUUUCGCUUCUCUGUAUCAAGACUUGUAUCCGCUGCCGGACCUCGGUGGCAUCUUCACGCCCGACGUUAUGGUCUUCCGAGACUUGAACGCCCUGGAGCUUCCCAAACGUGACCGAUUUUUCGUUAAUGUAAUUACUGCUGGUGUGCCUCGACACCCCGAGGUGAGAGGACGUUACGAUGAGCGGGAAAGUAGCUGUUCAUGCGGCGUCAGCUAUUGCGACCGUGAUCGCGAUAUGAUGGUGCGAAAGAUGAGGGCCGUGAUGCGUAUGGCGCAAAUGAAGGGCACGAAGCAGUUGGUGCUAGGUGCAUGGGGAUGCGGAGGACUGAACCAUCCUGUCAAGGAAGUCGCGAAACUUUGGCGGAAAGUAAUUGCAGGGAGCCCACGGCAGCGAAGACCCAAUUCGGAGCAGUGGGAAGGCAUUGACGAAGUCAUCUUUGCCAUCCCUAAUCCCAGCCAUGCAAAGGAAUUUCGCCAUGCUUUCGACGAUGUCCUGGCUCCGGAUUAUUCCACAUACUCACCAGCUUCUUCGUCUGCUGAAGCUGGUGCAAAGUCAACCGAAAUCGACGCUGAGAUCGAGCGUCUUAUCGCUACUGCCGGCUCUUUAGAACUUCAGAUCGAGACUGCGCAGAGCUCGUUCUUGAGAGGUCGACUCAAAGAGGAGCUUCGUGUUGUGAAUCACGAGAUCGCGCUCGGACAAGCGGCGAAGGCUGCGCGCGACGACGAGGACUCGGCAACUCCAGUGGAUGAAGACGUCGAAGAUGACUAUGUCGUCUCUGGUUUCCCUGGUUCGGACGGCGAAGACAACUCUUUCUACCGCGUCGACGGGACCGAAUCAGACUCGGAGUCGGACGAUAACCGGUCGGAGGUCUACGAAUUUCGAUUCGGUGGUCCUGGCGCUGACUCCCAGACUUCUCAGGACGAAGACGAGCUCGAGGAGGGCGGCUGGGUAGGAUAUUCGCCUUCACCCAAAUUCGAUCCGCAGACUGGGUGGUUUCAGGGCAGCAUCGACCAGCUUAGCGCGCACGUCAUGGGUAUAGGUCCGAAGAAGAGCAGCACCAGUCCUCGGAGUCCGCUUAUGACACUAGAUUCGAAUCCGGCGAACGACGGUGCCGCUGUCGAUGACUAG
Lecanosticta acicola is the source of this 1521-nucleotide messenger RNA. The record is from the annotation of a GenBank genome assembly. Lineage: Eukaryota; Fungi; Ascomycota; Dothideomycetes; Mycosphaerellales; Mycosphaerellaceae.